This is a messenger RNA of Lytechinus pictus (painted urchin), 6320 nucleotides long. Its product is annotated as lysophospholipid acyltransferase 2-like. Lineage: Eukaryota; Metazoa; Echinodermata; Echinoidea; Temnopleuroida; Toxopneustidae. Gene Ontology annotation, biological process: lipid modification. Gene Ontology annotation, cellular component: membrane. The transcript has 11 exons. The record is from RefSeq and is a predicted model, not a curated record. Gene Ontology annotation, molecular function: acyltransferase activity. Bases 10 to 1431 code for a protein of 473 amino acids.
AAUUUUGUGAUGUGCCAGUGUCUGACGAUGGUCUUCUCGUUUGUUUUCCGUGCCUAUUGUGGACCAUCUAAGGCUUCACCAACCACUCGCCAUGCUGUAUUUGCUGUGUUUGGUCUACUGUUGGCAGUGCAGGCUAUAGGAUGGGAGAUCUUACACCUGUUACUGGUAUCUACAGUUGGUUACCUGAUAAUGAACUUGAUGAGUCCUCACAUCAUGCAGUACUAUGCUUCUGGUUUUGCUAUUCUUUACCUAUCAGGAAUUCACAUAUGGUUUAUGAUCAUUGGUAGAGGUGUCAAUAACUUUGAUAUUGUUGGACCUCUAAUGGUUUUGACAGAGAAAGUAGGAUGCCUUGCUUGGUCUGUACAUGAUGGUAUAUCACGAAAAGAUUCGGACAUGAAUGCCAUGCAGAAGAAAAUGGUUGUAAGGAGUAUACCAAGUAUACUAGAGUACGUGAGUUUUAUGUUCUACCCUCAAAGUCUACUUUGUGGUCCUAUCGUAUACUAUGCCGACUACAGUGUCUUUAUACAUGGUACCAAACAUAAAGUUACACAGGUCAAUUCAGAUGGGAAGGCGGUUAUUAUUUACCGGGAACCAUCUGCUGCUGUGGCAAUCAUGAAGAAAUUGAUAUUCACAAUAUUUUGUGCAUUGGUAUUGUUAUUUCUAGUACCCAAGUACCCAAUAAUGGCCAAUGUUGAUGAGGAUCACUUGGCAAAUAGUUCAUUCUGGUAUAAGAUGUUCUGUAUGAUGAUAUCAGUAGAAUUUGCCAAAUCCAAGUACUUCUUUGGAUGGGUGUUGGCUGAUGCUAUUCAUAAUGCUGCCGGUAUGGGGUUCAAUGGUUAUGAUGACAAAGGAAAUCCAAAAUGGGAUGCUGCCUCAAAUGUUAAUGUAUGGAACUUUGAAUUUCCUACGAACCUGAAAGUGUUAGUGGAUAGUUGGAACCGAAGCACCCUUGUUUGGUUACGAUACACCUGCUACGAUAGAGUGACUUUUCAACCUGCCCUUAUGACCUUCUUACUCUCAUCAAUCUGGCAUGGUUUCUUCCCUGGAUUAUUUGUAACAUUUCUAUCAGGUCAUCUCAUGUUAAUGGCAUCUAAAAAGGUCCGGGCAAAUGUCAGGCCUCUUUUCCAGGGGUCAUACCAGAGUAGUGCAUUUUAUGAUGUCUUAACUUGGGCAACAACUUAUGUUACUUUAGCCUACAUCAUCACACCUUUCACCUACCUAAGGCUUGAUCUAUCUAUCAAAUUCUUUAAUUCCAUUUACUGGUGGCUUCACAUCGUAGCUAUAAUCACCCUUCUAGUCCUACCUGCUCAUAAAAGGUUAACCACCAAGAUGAAUGACAACAACAAAGUUAAUGGUGCCAAGGAUUCAUGCUCCUCCACACUUACGGGUCAAAGUGGGGGCGGAGUGGAAGAGGUCAAAAAGGAUUUGUAGAAAAUAAUGAUUUUAUGAUACAUGCAUAUAUUUUUUGUUUUUAUAUCAUGUUCUUCUAUAUAUGUAAUUGUGCAGUGAGUGCAAAGUCAAGUCAUCACUAUUUUUUAAAGAUAAUAGUAAGGAAAAUAAGCUUCCAUGCUACAAGGAGGGACAGAGAGAGAGAGAGAGAGGAAGAGAAAGAGGGGGAAAUGAGGAAGACGGAAGGAUAGAUGGGAAUAUGAGCACCAUGAUUAUGGAUUCCCAUCAGAUAUUAUUUCUUGUAAAGUAAAAAAAAAAUGAUGUGCAGUUUGGUAAAUGCUUUGUGUUCUUCUGCAGUUAAACUGUAAGUAUAUGUUGUCCUUUACAAAAGGACAUACCAGACAGCUCGAAGAUAUGUGUGUAUAUUUUUAAUUUGCAAUUGAAAUUACACUUGAAUUUGUUGCUGUGCAUCAGCACUGUUUAUAUUUACUAAAUUUUAUGUUUAAAGUUUUGUUUUAAAGAGCUUAAUGAUUUUUCAAAAUUAAUUGUGUGUGGAAUUAUAAUACAGACAGCUAAUGCAUUAUACAUAGUAUACAAUAUUUCUGUCUUUUAAAGAAUAAAAGAAAGUCUGUAGAUAUGUCCAUGGGAAGUAGGUUUGCCCCCCCCCCCCCAUGUGUGUACCGGGGGGGGGGGGGGGGGGGGGCUAAGUACUGGCUAAGGCUCGCUUAUUCUAGGGAUCCCAGCUGUCUUGACUUUCAAGUCAAGUAUCGGGUCACCUACGCAUUGAUUGCAUGAUGGGAAGGUGCAGUGCAUAUUAGUUAAAUUGUAGCAGCAUGUGGAAUCGUUAAGUACAUGCUUUUGGUUGAAUUGACAUCCAAAAGGCCCUCUCACAUCAACUACCUACAUGUAUUAAGAUGAUGGAAAGACAAUUUAUUUUGAAUGGUUAAAUGGUCAAGAAUAUCAUAUUCUUGACCCUUUUACCAUCUUACCACUUUAAUAGGUUGUCAAUGUGUAAUUACAUUCUUGGUUUGAAUGUUAAGUUUUUUUUUUGUCUGGCAUGUACAUAUUUGAAUAUGUAUUACCACAAAGUGCACUUUUUAUGUUUUCACCAUUGAAAGCUUCGUUGUUACUACCUCAACAUACACAAAGAUAUUGGAAGUGGGUGUAUCCAUUUAUUAAGUUUAUUUUUUUUGUAUGAUGGGUUGUCAUAAUAUAACUGUCCCCAUUGUUGCUAAUAAUACUUGCUACAACUAUAAACUAGUUACCAUGUGAUGUAGAAAGUAAGUAAUAAAGGCUUGUGAUAAAGGUCAAAAUGCAAAGGCUGUAUUGUUAAAGCUUGUGAUUUAUACAAUUUGAGAUGCAAGCUCAAUAAAAUAUAAGUACAACUGAACAUUAUUUUUCUAUUUCUAUAAACCAGAUAAGCAGGUACUUGAGCUUUGAUCAGAUGUCAUCAGUUAAACUCUUUAAUCAAUUUCAAACCCCUCUGCAUAAAUGAUUUUUAUUCAUUUCUGCUCAACUAUUUGUGUACAAUGAUGAUUUUUCUUUUUUUGUGAUGAAUUUUAUUUGUAGUCAUUUGUUUUUUUAAUCUAUAUAUUUUUUUUAUAAAUGAUGGUUCAUAUUGAACUUGCCACCUCUCAUUUGAUUCAUUGAAUUGUAAGAUUAUUUUUCAUACAAGUACUAUCUAUACAUUUUUUAAAUAUUUUUUUUAAAGAAAAAAGUGUAUAAUCAACAUCUGAUCGUAACAUGCAUUAUUGUUGGAUGUAUAUCUUGUGCAUCUCAUUUGUAAAAUCAAGUCCAACUAACAGAACACAGCUUUUACACACAAUACUGUAGAUUGUUUUAAGUUUUGAGUGCUGUGUAGUGUGUACAGAUUAAAAUAAUUUGAUGUAUUUUGAUAAGUUUUGUCUUUAUCAUUAUGCUAUUUUUUUCUAAGAAAUAACAAAGGUGUCUGAAAUUGUUUUAAAAAAGGUAAACAUAUAUUUUAUUUAAUAGGCGUUGUUAGUACUCUGGCUUAAGAAUUGCUGCCCUCUACGUUCGUUGGCUUAUACGUAUAGGGCACACGAGUGUAAUUCAUCUGCGCGCAAAGCAUGCCGGACAGGCGUAAGUUAAGAUCACAUGACUUUAUUGAUUAAAAUAAUUCUUUAAAAAUAGAUCAAAUGUUUGUAUAUCAAAAGAAAAACGAUAGAGAUAAUGCUAUGUUCAUACUCUUUCAUAAUUAAGGAGUUUCGGGAGGCUAGACUGCAUUUUUGUAUUUCAUUUUAAUUAUUAUUACCCACAAUGCAGUUCUGGUUUUUUCUGGCAAUGAACUGGCCGAAAUUAUGUUUAGUCUUAUUUCAGGCCAUUUAACUUUUGAUUGAGCUGGGCAAGUACCUGAUUAACAUAUCAAGUCUUAAUGUACUGUUAAUUGUGACUAAUGUCAGUGAAUUAAAGCAAAAUCUAUCGAGGGAUUGAUUUUUAAUGAUUUUUUGAUGAGCUAUGAUAUAACACGUGAGUGAAUGGGGGUCUGUAAUACUCAUGUGUGCCCUAUAUCGCGACUACACUUCUACACAGUCGUUGCUAUGGCUGGGCGUCGUCUGCUAGAAAUCGGUGGUGAGAAAGCAUCAAGAAGUUUUAUGCAAAGUGAUAGGUUAUGUUUAACAACAGGUGAUAAGUAUGUAACUCGGCAUUUAGUGCAUUUAUCGCUUAUACGAUGCUGAAAUGACGCUUUCAAAUGUAUAUUCAAUGCUUUUUAUCAUUUAUUAUGCAGAAAUGCGAGUUUCUACUGCCAAUAGGAGAUCUGGUUGGUUUGAGAGUGUGAAAUGAAAUAAGUAGGAAUUUCAAAAUGAUAAAUAACUUCUAAUUAUCAUCAGGAUUCCUAUUUUCAAUAUUUAGAGCGCGCAGAGAAAGAAAGAUGAACAAAACAUUAAAAUACAUAAACUUGUCUCAGUCAGAUGUUAUACAUCAUAGAUUGCGCAAUUGAAUACUAUUCACUUCGUUGAAAGCUACAGGCGGGGGGGGGGGGUUGGGGGUGGAACUGAGUCGGGGUACAUACCCCAUCCUCCUGGCUUGUAAGCAGGGCGGGGUUGAUCCCUAUAGCACCCCCCCCCCAUUCUUCCUCCAAAUUAACGGUUAUAAUGAGGAAGAGAGGCGAAAUGAGCAAAAGAAAUGCUUACAUUCUUUGUUUGUUAUCAAUUUUCUUUUAUUUACUUUGUUUAUUUUUAUGCGAAUACAAAGGUAAUAAAUCGCCUCGAACAAAAUUAAACAUGUAAACAAGAAGUUGUAAAUCCACACAAUACAUAUUUAGCCCAUUGAUGGACAUCGGGCAAGUAGAACUUGUAGCUGUAAUACCAUAGGAAGCUCACAAAAUAUAUGAAUGGAACACUGCAUUUUUACAUUAAAAUGAGGGGUGUCUAAUGAGACGUUUUCUUUUUUUUUAAUACGUUUAGUCAGAUUAGGUAUUGAAUGCAAGGUAUCAAUCUCUUCAGGAGAACCCACUCUUUCUUUUGAGACCAAAUUUUUUUACUUUUUGUCAUUUGACCCUCAGUAUAGGGCACACAAGUGUAAUUCAUCUGCGCGCAAAGCAUGCCGGACAGGCGUAAGUUAACUAAGAUCACAUGACUUUAUUGAUUAAAAUAAUUCUUCAAAAAUAGAUCAAAUGUUUGUAUAUCAAAAGAAAAACGAUAGAGAUAAUGCUAUGUUCAUACUCUUUCAUAAUUAAGGAGUUUUGGGAGGCUAGACUGCAUUUUUGUAUUUCAUUUUAAUUAUUAUUACCCACAAUGCAGUUCUGGUUUUUUCUGGCAAUGAACUGGCCGAAAUUAUGUUAGUCUUAUUUCAGGCCAUUUAACUUUUGAUUGAGCUGGGCAAGUACCUGAUUAACAUAUCAAGUCUUAAUGUACUGUUAAUUGUGACUAAUGUCUGUGAAUUAAAGCAAAAUCUAUCGAGGGAUUGAUUUUUAAUGAUUUUUUGAUGAGCUAUGAUAUAACACGUGAGUGAAUGGGGGUCUGUAAUACUCAUGUGUGCCCUAUAUUGCACUUUCAGUUUUACUGAGCGCGAUGAAUUAAAGCUAAAUGAUAGUAGUUGCAGUAAAACACUAAUUUCGUGAAAAAGUUUGUAAAACCAAGGUUAAGUAAGACUAUAUCAUCGUGGAUCUAGAUCUGGUACAGUUAAAUAAACUGAACUUUGUGAAAUCAUAAAAUCUAUAGCUGAAAUACGAUCUCACUUAAAAUCGCCAACACAGAUAGACACACGUAGGACAGUGUAUUAUUAUUGCUGGAAUAAAGACCCGACGGAAGUAACCGAAUCCGCGCUUAUUUUGCUUAUUUCUCAGCAAUUACACAAUUUCUUCCAGAAUCCUUUGGCACAUAUUUUUUAUUCAUACAAACAGACACUUGGGUGGUCAUUAUAUUAGAUUCUGUAAAAAGUCAUUUUGAGAUCGUUACCAGAACUGGAAGUUAUCUUUAAAAUCGUAUUGUGACGUCACCUCCUAAAGCCGUGCAACGGUACAUUUUGGAUGGUAUGUCUUGUGUGCAACGGUACAAAUGUUUUACAUUCUGCACAGCCUCCCAUUUGCUCGUGUUCAACAAGCUAAGUAGGCGUUGUACAAUAAAUUAUGGCCAGUCAGUAUAUGUCCACGUAUAGCACUGUGGGAGCCUGAAUAGGUUGAUAUUAAAAAAAAAUGAGGCUACCAUGUGUUCCUCUCCUAUUAUCACAAAGUGUGUGUACCCUAAUGAACAUUGCUUGUUGAGUAAUAGUAUCUAGAUCUUUGUACUUGGAGGGCAUGAUGCAUGCACGUCAUUGAUGAACUUUGUGUUCACAUAUUUGCAAUGGAAUUUUAAUAAUACCAAGUGACUUAAAUAUUUCUGUUGCUGCUUCUUCUGGUGUGUAACUCGGUAGUGUUAACUGAAAUACGGAAGUAAAAUAGUAAAUGAAUACACCAUUUUACUGAACAUAAA